GUGCUGACUGGUCGAUAGACAGCCACUCCGUCCCGCCAGCCUCCCGCCAUGCCCCGCACAGCCUCUGCCUGACCGACAGACUGACCGAGCGAUGUCCCGGGACGGGUCCGACAGCGAGGAGGAGGAGCGCGAGGCGCUGCUCCAGACCCGCGAGAGGGGCGCGAGGACCCCGCGAGCGCCGGCGUGCUGCUCGGCGCGCUACGGCCUGGCGCUGGUCUCCUGCUAUGGCUUCUUCGUGGUGUACUCCCUGCGGGUCAACCUCAGCGUGGCCAUGGUGGACAUGAUCAACGCCACCGAGCCAGCCAAUCACAGCGCCUCUGUUUGCCCGUCCAGCCAGACCGUGGCCGGACGCAACCACACGGCCCGUGUGUACGACUGGGACUCGGAGACCCAGGGCUGGAUCCUGGGCUCCUUCUUCUACGGGUACAUCCUGACCCAGGUCCCCGGGGGGUACCUGGCCAGCCGCUACGGGGCCAAGUGGCUGAUGGGGCUUGGCAUCCUGAGCACCGUGAUCUUCACCCUGCUGACCCCCCUCGCCGCCGACCUGGGUGCCGGCUACCUGAUCGCCGUCCGCGUGCUGGAGGGCAUCGGAGAGGGGGUUACCUAUCCUUCUAUGUAUGCCAUGUGGGCCGCUUGGGCCCCCCCCCUUGAGAGGAGCAGACUGCUGACCAUCUCCUUUACUGGAGCUCAGCUGGGGACGGUCAUCGCUCUCCCGCUGUCUGGAGAGAUCUGCUACUACCUGGACUGGACCUGGAUCUUCUACAUCUUCGGCAUGGUGGGGUUGGUUUGGUUCGUCCUGUGGUCUCUGCUGGUCUUCAACAGUCCGGACCACCACCCCAGGAUCUCUGACAGAGAGAGGACCUACAUCUGCAGCUCGCUGGAGAACGAGGUGUCCCGGGAGCUGGGUCCGGUCCCGUGGGGGUCCAUCCUGACCUGCAGACCGCUCUGGGCCAUCGUGGUCGCCCACUUCUCCUACAACUGGACCUUCUACACGCUGCUCACCCUGCUGCCCACCUACAUGAAGAACGUCCUAGGCUUCAGCAUCCAGCAGAACGGCGUGCUCUCGGCGCUGCCCUACCUGGGCUCUGGGCUGCUGUCGGUGGGGGGGGGGCAGCUGGCCGACUACCUGAGGGACGCACGCCAGUACCGCACCGUGGUGGUCCGCAAGGCCUUCUCCCUCGUCGGCAUGGUGGGGCCGGCCGUGUUCCUGGUUGCCGCCGGCUACACGGGCUGUAACCCCCUUUUGGCCGUGGUCUUCCUCACCAUCUCGUCCUCCCUGGGGGGGCUCUCAGCCUCGGGCUUCAACAUCAACCACCUGGACAUCGCCCCCUCGUACGCGGGCAUCCUGCUGGGCAUCACCAACACCUUCGGCACCAUCCCAGGCAUGGUGGGCCCCGUGGUCGCCCGGGCCCUCACCAAGAACAACACCAUGGAGGAGUGGCAGCUGGUGUUCUACAUCUCCGCCGGUGUCAAUCUCCUGGGAGCCGCCUUCUACACUGUGUUUGGCCGAGGGACGGUCCAACCCUGGGCCGUCCCCAAGCGCCGCCCUCUGCAGGAUUGACCAAUGGCAGCCCGGGUUCCUGCGUGCUGCUUUACCACCGCUGGUGGCUCGGUGCUCAGGAUUAGCCCAGAUGGCUUAGGAGUUAAUUUAGUAACUAGUUAACUCAGCAAGGUGUAGCAGCGCUUUACACACUCACAUUUAAAGGGAACAUUGAUAAUCUUAAAUCGAAUCGUAGUCCAACAGAUGUUAUUUUAGAGCUCAAAGCUGAUUGGGUAUGACCCCGGCCAAUGGGCUGGUCUCGAUGUGAACCUCUAGCUGCUAAUCGGCACUCGGAGGAGGACGCCUUACACAGAAGCCUUUUACUCUCUCUCUCUCUCUCUCUCUCUCUCUCUCUCUCUCUCUCUCUCUCUCUCUCUCUCUCUCUCUCUCUCUCUCUCUCUCUCUCUCUCUCUCUCUCUCUCUCUCUCUCUCAGUGGCACUUAGUGAUUGGUUCUUCCCUCCCCGCUCUCUAUGCAAAAAAACACGCCCAUAAUUUCCCUUUUGCAAAACCAAAGGCGG
Molecule: messenger RNA, 2059 nt
Organism: Gadus chalcogrammus (walleye pollock)
Lineage: Eukaryota; Metazoa; Chordata; Actinopteri; Gadiformes; Gadidae
Gene: slc17a5
Product: solute carrier family 17 member 5
Exons: 11
Coding region: 92-1561 (489 amino acids)
Biological process (GO): monoatomic anion transport; transmembrane transport
Molecular function (GO): transmembrane transporter activity
Source: RefSeq, a predicted model, not a curated record